AUUCUAUAUACACUCUUACCCCCCCCUGCAACCCCUAGAGCACACACUUCCACACAUUCACACACACAGAGAGAGAGAGAGAGGCAGAGAGAUGGGAAAGGAGAGUUAUCUUCCACUUUUUGAAACAGAGGCAGCAAAGGGACGCAUGGCUUACAUGGUGUAUGCUGUUUCAGUGAUGAUGGGAAUAUGUUUGAUAUGUGUCUACCGACUCAUUCAUUUCCCAUCUCCAUCACAAGGGAGACUCCAAAGAUGGGCUUGGAUGGGUUCAUUCAUGGCUGAGCUCUGGUUCACUCUCUACUGGCUCAUCACUCAAUCUGUUAGAUUCAAUCCCAUCUACCGCUUCACCUUCAAACACCGCCUCUCUCAAAGAUAUGAAAAGGUUUUGCCCAAAGUAGACAUAUUUGUGUGCACGGCCGAUCAUACAGUGGAGCCACCAUUAAUGGUGAUCAACACAGUGUUUUCGGUCAUGGCAUACGAUUAUCCACCGGAGAAGCUGAGUGUGUAUCUUUCUGAUGAUGGAGGGUCAGAGUUGAUGUUUUACGCACUCUUAGAGGCUUCUCGCUUCGCAAAGUACUGGCUGCCAUUUUGCAAGAAAUUCAAAAUAGAACCACGGUCUCCGGCAGCUUAUUUUGAAACAGUAUGCAAAGCAUUGGAUGAUCCUACCAUGGCUGAAGAGUGGUCCUCCGUCAAGAAAUUAUAUGAAGACAUGAAGAAGCGGAUAGUUAGCACUACAAAGGUGGGGCAAAUCCCAGAAGAAAUAAGAAAAGAGCACAAAGGAUUUCAAGAGUGGGAUUUGGUUUCAAGCAAGCAUGACCACCCCUCCAUUAUUCAAAUACUAAUUGAUGGAAGGAGGGAGUGUAGUAGGGGUGUGGAUAUUGAAGAAAAAGAAGAAGAAGAAGAAGAAGCAAUGCCAACUCUGGUGUACUUGGCACGUGAGAAGAGACCCCAAUAUCACCACAACUUCAAAGCAGGAGCCCUCAAUUCCCUUAUAAGAGUGUCAUCGAGGAUAAGCAACGGACCGGUAAUUCUGAACGUGGAUUGUGACAUGUAUUCGAACAAUUCGGAGUCAGUGCGAGAUGCACUGUGCUUUCUAAUGGAUGAAGAGCAGGGUCACCAGAUCGCAUUUGUACAGUUUCCACAGACCUUCGACAACCUCACCAAGAAUGAUGUUUAUAGCAGUUCCUUGAGAGUUAUUAGUGCGGUGGAGCUUGCAGGUUUCGAUGCUAAUGGAGGGCCACUUUAUAUCGGUACUGGGUGCUUUCACAGGAGAGAAGCUCUCUCUGGGAUGAAGUACAAAAAAGAUUACAAAACUGACUGGAUGGUGAAGAACGACAGAAAGGUAGAAGAAAGCACACAUGUGCUUGAAGAAACAUGCAAAGUUCUUGCAAGUUGCAGCUAUGAAGAAAACACUCAAUGGGGAAAGGAGAUGGGGCUUAAGUAUGGGUGUCCAGUAGAAGAUGUGAUUACAGGACUAGCGAUACAAUGCAGAGGUUGGAGAUCAGUGUAUUUCAACCCAGAAAGGAAAGGGUUUUUAGGAGUAGGUCCCACAACCCUGUUGCAGGCACUAGUCCAAAACAAGAGAUGGUCAGAAGGUGAUUUUCAGAUUUUCCUCUCCAAAUACUGCCCUUUUGUUUAUGGGCAUGGAAAGAUCCCCCUACAACUUCAAAUUUCAUACUGUUGCUACCUUCUAUGGGCUCCUUGCAGCUUGGCUACUCUAUACUAUGUCACUGUCCCAUCUCUUUGUAUCAACAGAGGCAUCUCCUUGUUCCCAAAGUUAUCAAGUCCCUGGGUCCUGCCUUUUGCAUAUGUCAUCCUUGCGAAAUACGGAUACAGCUUAGGCGAGUUUCUAUGGUGUGGGGGCACAUUUCAAGCAUGGUGGAAUGACCAGAGGAUGUGGCUAUUCAAAAGAACAACUUCCUACUUCUUUGGAUUUACCGAUAACAUCUUCGAGGUAUUUGGGUUUUCAAAGUCGGGUUUUGUAGUCACAGCAAAGGUGGCCGAGGAGGACAUAUCCCUGAGAUAUGAAAAGGAAGUCAUGGAGUAUGGUGCCCCAUCACCAAUGUUCAAUAUUUUGGCAACACUCUCACUGGCCAACCUAUUCAGCUUUGUUGGUGCCCUAAAGAUGGUUAUCAUGGAUUCAAAAACUAGGGUUUUGGAUCUAUUGGCACUACAAACAAUGCUAUGUGGGUUGGUGGUUCUCGUCAACCUGCCGGUAUAUGAAGGCCUCUUCUUCCGAAAGGACAAGGGUCGUAUGCCCACCUCCAUCGUGUACCAAUCGGUUGUUAUAGCUAUCCUUGCUCAUAUAGCAGCCUUACUACCUCCAUGAAGCAAAGGUUUCACUAAAACUAUACUUGUUAUGUAACAUUUUGAACAAAGAAACUAUCUUAUUUCUAAUUAAUGCGAAUAUAUUGCCUCUAUAAAAUUGUGGAUUUA
Camellia sinensis is the source of this 2433-nucleotide messenger RNA. RefSeq names its product cellulose synthase-like protein E1. NCBI's taxonomy places the organism in Eukaryota, Viridiplantae, Streptophyta, Magnoliopsida, Ericales, Theaceae. The record is from RefSeq and is a predicted model, not a curated record. Gene Ontology annotation, molecular function: cellulose synthase (UDP-forming) activity. Gene Ontology annotation, cellular component: membrane. Gene Ontology annotation, biological process: cellulose biosynthetic process.